Molecule: messenger RNA, 1270 nt
Organism: Pseudogymnoascus destructans
Lineage: Eukaryota; Fungi; Ascomycota; Leotiomycetes; Thelebolales; Thelebolaceae
Exons: 2
Coding region: 234-674 (146 amino acids)
Biological process (GO): fungal-type cell wall organization
Cellular component (GO): fungal-type cell wall
Molecular function (GO): structural constituent of cell wall
Source: RefSeq, a predicted model, not a curated record
CCGCCGCUCAUCAUUCCGUAUAAGAUCGUUUCCUCUCCCGACAUUUUCAACUUCUUUUCCUUCCUUCCUCACCCAACACAUUCCCUCACUCAAAACAACUCCAGACUUUUAGUCACUUACUUUCGUUUAACACACGCCCUCUCCAAAAACUCACCAGUAAACCAUCUAAUCAACCUUUUUUACUUUUAUUUUUAUUUUUUCAAAAAAAAAGUAAAUUCACCCAAUCUUUCAAGAUGCAAUUCUCCGCCGCCGCCGUCGCCGCUGCCCUCGUGGCCACCGUCGCUGCCCACAAGAACGUCACCUACGUCACUGAGGUCGUCACUGCUUACACCACCUACUGCCCGGCCGCCACCACCUUGACCUACAACGACAAGACCUACACCAUCACUGAGGCCACCACCCUCACCAUCACCGACUGCCCUUGCACCAUCUCCAAGCCAGUCACCGUGACCCCAGUUGUCGUCUGCCACACCUGCUCCCAGCCAGCUGCCCCUACCUACGUCAACUCCACCACCCCCGUCGUCCCAGUCGUCCCAGUCGUCCCAGUCGUCCCAGUUGGCUCCGGGGUUCCUCAGCCAACCCAGCCUCCUUUCAAGGGCAGCGCCAACCGCGCCGUCGUCGGCUCCGCCGCUGGCCUUGCUGGUCUCCUCGGCCUCGCUGCUUACAUCUUGUAAGUAGCUAGCUGCUGAGUUGAGGUGGAAAACUAUCUUCUGAGAAUCGGGAGACACUACGCACCUUCCUUCACGUGGACACGAUGAUCGGCACACUUUGCGAGUCGGGAGUUCAUGAGAUGGAUUUUAAUUUGAUGAGGGGAUCUGUGUGUGGUAUUUGUGGAAGCGGUCGGGGGGAUUAGAUGAGAGGGAUUUAUUAAUUCAAAGAUGUGUCGGUGUGCAUUGCUCUAUGGAGACUCUUCAUGUGUUCUCUACUUCAUGGCCAUAAACCUUUUACUUCUUUUUCUCGUGUGUGCAACCGCUUUUGAUGGAUUGGACGAUAUUUGGUGUGUGUGGGAGACUGGUUUUUACUUCUCUCUGGAUGAGCUCGACCUUUUUUGGCAUCUCGAUAGAUGGAAGGCUCAUGCAAAUAUGAAACGUUUCGAUAUAUUCUCUCUCGCCCUGUCUUGUAUGUUUUGACAUUCUGCCCGCCCCUUUCGACUUCACUUUCAAAACCUCACAUUUUUCUGCUGUGGGCAGCAUUUCCUUGGCUCUACCCACUUUCAAAACCUCACAUUUUUCUUCUUGUCGGCAGCAUUUCCUUGGCUCUACCCAGUUUC